AUGUCGUUUCUGCCGUUCCCCCUCUUCCCCGCCUUCUCGGCCCCUUCCCCUCUUCAGUCGCCGAUCGUGGAGGUCCUAGCCGACGAUUACCUUCUCUCGCUCGUGCUGCGCUCGCUAACGCGCGACUCCUUCCAUUACGCGCUUGUCUCCACGCGAUGGUACGCCGCAGCGCGGUUCUCGCUCGCGCACCUCACUAUCAAAUCUGACAUCCGAUGUUCCGUUCUCCUAGACACGAUUCGCACCUUUUCCUCGCUCACGCACCUCGAGCUUCAAAGUUUCGCAUGCCCGUCACUUGCAGCGACCUCUCGUCUCUCUUCCAUGGCUGUCGCAAGCUCCGCCACCUCCGCCCCCUCACUCUCCACUACCUCCCGCACCUGCCGCCCGCCUCUCCUCUGCGACCUCAGAACCCUCCAUCUCUGCCGCUGCGAAGGCUAUAACGGCUCCAAUGCCAAUCACGGCGUGGAUCAGCUCGAGCAUCUCAUCGCGCCGCCUGAAAGCAUUGGCGCGCUGCAGCAGCUACAGGAGCUCCGCGUGGCAACAAGGUCCGCGUUCAAAGGUCUCCCCGAUUCCAUCGGCAGCCUCACCAACCUCCGAAGCUUGACCUUUACCAACCUCUUUCUCGCGCACCUCCCCACCUCCAUUGGUGGCUUACCGCAUUUGCAAACCCUAGAGAUCGAAAUGCAUGAGUUAGAGUCGAUCCCGGAUUCCUUCCACCACCUCACCUGCCUUCGUUCCUUCUCGCUACAUUCCAAGUGUUUGACGCGCGUGCCUGCGCAUGUGAUGGGGGCGAUGCUGCGAUUGAAGGCGCUUUCUCUCUGCUGCGAGUCCCUCCAGAGCCUGCCGGACACCAUCUGCUGCCUCCCCCUCUCCUCCCUCUCCCUCUCAUGCCCUAAAAUCACCUCCCUUCCGGAUAGUCUUGGAGCCCUGAUACAGCUUGAAACCUUAAAACUUCAGAAUCUUCCCAAGAUUGGGUAUCUGCCUGAGAGCAUGGGAGAGCUACAGCAAUUGAGAUCGCUGGAAAUCGACCAGCUGGGCCUGCUGCGGCAGCUGCCGGAAAGCCUAUGCACGGGGAGUGUGAGGCACAGCCUGGAGCAGCUCUACCUGCGCGACUGCGGCGAACUGCAGCAGCUGCCUCCCCAGAUGGCCAUGCGGAUGCGCCUGGAAGAGCUCGAAAUCACAUGGUGCACUCUCCUCGAGUCCCUAGAGCCAUUGCUUGCUCCGCAUCCCCCACUGGGUGUGACCGCCUCCCUUGCUUCCGCUCUUUCCAUGGCUCCUGACCUUGCACCUCGCCCUCCUCUUGACCCUGCUCCUGCUUCUGCCACUGUCGCUCCUACAGCCACUGCUGCCGGCCCCACCAGUGCUUGCAGGUCCCUUGGACAGCUGGAAAACCUCAGGGUCCUGAAGCUCCAAUACAUGGAAAAGUUAUCUGUGCUGCCCAAGUCACUCGGGCAGCUAAAAAACCUUGAAACGCUGGAGCUGUGCUAUUUACCAGAGCUGAACUCUCUGCCCGGGUCACUCCGCUGGCUGCCAAAGCUGAAAGAGCCGUUGCUGAUUGAUGUGGGUAGGGUGACAGACAGAGUGGUGGUGGAUUGA
Closterium sp. Naga37s-1 is the source of this 1593-nucleotide messenger RNA. The record is from the annotation of a GenBank genome assembly. NCBI's taxonomy places the organism in Eukaryota, Viridiplantae, Streptophyta, Zygnematophyceae, Desmidiales, Closteriaceae.